This is a messenger RNA of Aspergillus caelatus, 1179 nucleotides long. RefSeq lists its product as uncharacterized. The coding region runs from base 1 to 1179 and encodes 392 amino acids. Lineage: Eukaryota; Fungi; Ascomycota; Eurotiomycetes; Eurotiales; Aspergillaceae. The record is from RefSeq and is a predicted model, not a curated record. The transcript is spliced from 4 exons.
AUGUCAAGCUUCAGUCCAGAGUUUACAAAAAGCUUCGCUCGGGAAACAUGGACUCUCUAUGCAGUAGGGAUGCUGGGUGUUUGCCUGCGAUUCGUAGCUCGCAUACGUCGUUUAGGAAUCCGAAACCUCCAGACAGACGAUUACUUGAUGGUCUUCGCUAUCAUCUGGUAUACGAUCCUGUGUGUUGCUUUGAACGAAGUCGUCAUCGUGGGGGGUUCGAACUUGAUGAGCGAAGAAGAUAUUAAGAACUUGACCCCGGUAAUCAAAGCAGAUCGAGUGAGAGGAAGUAAAUGGGUCUUUGUCUCAGAACAUUCCUUUGUCCUCGCGGUAUGGGCAAUGAAGGCCUGUAUGCUCGUAAUCUAUGCACGUAUAACGGAAGGGUUGCGGCAGAGGAAAUGGGUUAACUAUCUCGCCGUAUAUGUCGGCCUCGGUUUUAUUGGUGUUGAGUUGUCUCUGUUCUUGAUCUGCCGACCCCUAUCGAAUUAUUGGGCUGUGCCUACAUCCUAUCAAUGCUCAAGCUACCAAUACUACGAAAUUAUCCAGGGAUGUAUAUCGAUUUCCGCAGACAUUCUGAUGCUCCUUAUCGGACUGCCACUUCUGCUGCAAGUACGCGUACCUCUCAAGCAGAAGCUGAUACUUGUGGUUAUUUUCGGCAUGGGAAUUUUUGUUAUUGUCGCAGCAGUCCUGACAAAGGUUUACUGUCUCGUCCCGUCACUCAUCUCAUACGUCUACAUGAAUUGGUACUUCCGGGAAGCAACAGUGGCUGUUCUUGUUACCAACCUACCACUCAUCUGGUCUCUCCUUCGCGACGUGUUCCCUGCCCUCAAAAGCUGGACAGGGGGAUCCAAGCGAGCCACUGACCGGUAUCCGUCUGGUCCGUGGACCAGCAAAGCCUCGGGGUACGGCCGGCACUAUGGGCCGUCGAGUCAACUACGCUCAGGCGAAUUUAGCAUGCACGACUACAACCGGAGCAUUGUUACGCCUCACAAGCCGGCUUCUGACAUUAGCAUACAUGCGAGUGACGAUCGGGAUGUUAGCGAUGAUGGCUCUGACAGAGCCCUGAGAAUUCGGCAGGACGUUACUGUCACAGUGGAGCACGAAUCCCGGCCUCCCAAAUUUUGGGGAUCCCAUCAUACCAAAACCGAAAGUCUUAACGGGGUGCAUCAACCGCAGCCAUGA